GCCUAAUAUCUGACAUCUCUGAGGGCACUUGAACGCAGCAUUGCCGGUGCUACUGCUGCCUUUAAGUGAGCUGCAGGACAGUGGAGGUUCAGACCAGUGCUGUGGACGGCUGCCUGUGCUCUCUUACUGGGAUUUAUUCCACAAAAACCAGUUCAUCCAGAUGACCGGGACUCAAGAGGAGCCGAUUACUUACGCAAAAAUGAGGGGACUCGUGUCAUUUCUCUCAGCUCUGCUCAAGGGGAAGAAAACUGGCUUCAGCGACUUCUUACACAAACUCGUCUCCAGUCAGCAGCUCUGCCAGCACCUCAACACUCAGAAAAUCCUGCGGCGCCAAAGCAAGCUGAGGAAAAAGAAGGAGGAGAAAGCGUCUCUGAGCUCAGCGAACACAGAGACAUCACAGAUGAAACCAUCAGACUUUGACUACCUCAAAGUUAUCGGCACAGGAAGCUUUGGAAAGGUGCUGCUGGCAAAACACAGGAAACAAGGAGGUUACUACGCCGUGAAAGUGCUGAAGAAAAAGAUGAUCGUCAAGAGGAAAGAGCAGAAGCAUGUGAUGGUGGAGAGAAGCGUCCUACUAAAAGGUCUUCAGCAUCCAUUCCUGGUUGGACUCCACUUCUCUUUCCAGACACAGAACACGCUUUACUUCGUCCUGGACUACGUCAACGGAGGCGAGCUCUUCUACCACCUGCAGAGGGAAAUUUGGUUUCCAGAAGCUCGAGCUGCUUUCUACGCUGCAGAGAUGGCUGCAGCUCUGGGUUACCUCCACGCUCUGAACAUCGUCUACAGAGACCUGAAGCCGGAGAACAUCCUGCUGGACCACGAAGGCCACGUGAUGCUGACUGACUUCGGUCUGUGUAAGGAAGGAGUGGCGGUCGGUGGGAUCAUGCACACCUUCUGUGGGACUCCAGAGUAUCUGGCUCCUGAGGUUCUGCAGGGCCAACCGUACAGCCCGACGGUGGACUGGUGGAGCCUCGGCAUGGUGCUGUACGAGAUGAUCUGCGGAAUACCUCCGUUUUACAGCCGAAGCAAAGCGGAGAUGUUUGAGAACAUCCUCCAUGCUCCUCUGCAGCUCCACAGCAGGAUUUCCGGAGCUGCCGGCGCUCUGUUGGAGGGAUUGUUGGAGAGAGACGUCUCCAAACGCUUAGGGCAGAGUCGUGACGUCGCGGAGCUGCAGGAACAUCCUUUCUUUGCCUCCACCAACUGGGACGACCUCCUGGCAAAGAAAGUUAAACCUCCGUUCAUCCCGAAACUGUCUGGUCCUUGUGAUGUGAGCUACAUCGACCCAGAGUUCACGAUACUACCAGUACCAGCCUCCGUGGACGAGCGGUACCAGGCGGUCGGAGCCAGCGAGGCCUUCCCUGGAUUCUCCUUCAUGAACCCGGCGGAGUUCGUAGCCAGAGAUCCAGUUUCAUAACAGCUGGGAGUGUGUUUCUUCAAAUAUUUAUUUUAUAUGUCAUAAAUUAUUUAAUGGAAAUCUAUUUUUAAGCACUUGAGCAAAAGAUUCUUGCUCUGCUGCAUGAUUCAUCGCUUGUUAAACGAUAUUUUUAGCUUGUUUUUAGCAUCGCGAGUUUAUAAUAUGGAAUAGGCUGGUCACUAUUUCAUGAAUCCUCACUGUUUUAAUAGAACAAUAAAACUUAAAUCUGGA
Messenger RNA from Amphiprion ocellaris (clown anemonefish), 1645 nucleotides. RefSeq names its product serum/glucocorticoid regulated kinase 2b (gene sgk2b). Gene Ontology annotation, molecular function: ATP binding; protein serine/threonine kinase activity. The transcript has 12 exons. Bases 161 to 1414 code for a protein of 417 amino acids. Lineage: Eukaryota; Metazoa; Chordata; Actinopteri; Pomacentridae. The record is from RefSeq and is a predicted model, not a curated record. Gene Ontology annotation, biological process: protein phosphorylation.